CAUCAAUCCAAAUUUUAAACCCAUGUCUUCAAAAAAAGUUAUAUUAGCUUAUUCUGGGGGAUUGGAUACAUCAUGCAUUUUAGUUUGGCUUAUUGAAAAUAAUUAUAAUGUUAUUGCUUUUAUGGCUAAUAUAGGUCAAAAUGAAGAUUUUGAAGCUGCAAAAGUUAAAGCACACAAUUUAGGAGCUCUCAAGGUAAUUGUGAAAGAUAUUAGACUUUCAUUUUUAACGGACUACGUUUACCCACUGCUAAAAUCAGGAGCUCUAUACGAAGACCGAUACAUGAUGGGAACGGCUAUCGCCCGCCCUUGUAUAGCGGCUGAGAUGAUAAGGAUAGCCAAAGAGGAAGGAGCUCAAUAUGUUUCCCAUGGGGCUACGGGAAAAGGAAAUGAUCAAGUCCGUUUUGAGCUAGCUUGUUACGCCCUUUAUCCCGCUCUAAAGAUCAUCGCUCCCUGGAAAAUCCCAGCUUUUUAUGAAAGAUUCCCCGGCCGUCCCGAAUUAUUUGAAUAUGCUAAAAGCAAAGGGGUCCCAUUGCCUUCGACUUUGACACCCAAAACUCCUUGGAGCGUUGAUGCAAACCUUAUGCACACCUCCUAUGAAUCGGGGCUUCUUGAGGAUCCUUACAAUUCAGCUCCGUCUGACCUCUACCAAACCACUGCUGACCCUUUUACUGAUUUAACUAAACACAGGGAUUCCGAGAACAUGAAUAGCAUAGACUUGUCUAAAAAGAGACCUAAACACGCCGGUAAAGAUGAUGUGAGUGCUUUAAAAUCAGAAGUUAGCACUGAUUUUUGUCUUUCCGGUACUCCAUCUCAGCCUCAGGAAAUAGAAAUUGAAUUUAAGUCCGGGGAACCAGUAAAAUUGAUUGUUUAUUAUUCCAAGGGAGGGGGUGGCCACACACUCACAAAAGAUGAUUUGAUUAAUAAAUCUUCGGUCAAAAAAUCUCAUGGCAAAGAAUUUUCUAAUGACUCUGUGGGAGAUAACAAUAUUUUAAUGGUUAUCAAAAAUGAUCCGCUAUCCCUUUUUAUUAAACUCAAUCAUAUAGCAGGACAACACGGUGUUGGUCGUUUAGACAUUGUUGAAAAUCGAUUUGUGGGUAUGAAAUCGAGAGGGAUUUACGAGACACCUGCUUUCACCGUUUUAUUCGAAGCUCACAGAGAUCUGGAAGCUCUUGUUUUAGACAGAGAAGUUCGAAAAAUAAAAAGAUAUCUUGCGGAACGUUUUUCCGAGCAAAUUUACAAUGGAUUUUGGUUUUCUCCGGAAUGCGAGUACACGCGAUCUUGUUUGGAAUUGAGUGAACGAGGUCUAGUAUCAGGUUUCGUGAAAGUUAUUCUUUUCAAAGGCCAUGUAUACAUAAUUUCCCGAAAAACAUCAGAUCCAAAAUUAUCCCUCUAUAAUCAAGAUCUAGUGAGCAUGGAUGUUAAAGGAGAUUAUGAUCCAGUCGAUGCCAACGGUUUUAUUAAAAUCAACUCCUUAAGGUUAAAGGAGCACCAAAGACGAAAAGAAAGAAUGAAUUUUUGAAUCUAUUAUUUACAUUUCCUUUCAAAUCGGUUUAUAAUUUUUCUUUAAAUUAAAUCAUAGAGCACCAUUUGGUAAAAUUUUGACACAACAUUUGCUCACUAUUUUUUUUACAUUUUGUUUUAUAUGAAUAUCCAAUCAAACUUUAAUUUAUAUUUAAAAAUGAUAUUUAUAUAUAUUAUUGUUAAUUAUUG
Gordionus sp. m RMFG-2023 is the source of this 1710-nucleotide messenger RNA. RefSeq names its product argininosuccinate synthase-like. The coding region runs from base 23 to 1519 and encodes 498 amino acids. Gene Ontology annotation, biological process: L-arginine biosynthetic process; urea cycle. Gene Ontology annotation, molecular function: argininosuccinate synthase activity; ATP binding. The record is from RefSeq and is a predicted model, not a curated record. Gene Ontology annotation, cellular component: cytoplasm. NCBI's taxonomy places the organism in Eukaryota, Metazoa, Nematomorpha, Gordioida, Chordodea, Parachordodidae. The transcript is spliced from 5 exons.